This is a messenger RNA of Colias croceus (clouded yellow), 1397 nucleotides long. RefSeq lists its product as uncharacterized. Bases 201 to 1256 code for a protein of 351 amino acids. Gene Ontology annotation, molecular function: nucleic acid binding. The transcript has 6 exons. NCBI's taxonomy places the organism in Eukaryota, Metazoa, Arthropoda, Insecta, Lepidoptera, Pieridae. The record is from RefSeq and is a predicted model, not a curated record.
GCUGUGUUCAGUGUUGAUAAGCUCUGUGUUGAUAAUUCAAUAAUUGCAUUGCAUUUGCUUUGUAUUGUAUCAAUAUUGUAUGUGGAAAUUUACAAUAUAAAGGUACGGUACUGAGAAAUUAGCAAAGAAGGGACAUUACAAAGGACCGCCCACACAUUCAGCAACAGUAUUCUUGUUGUAAUAAAAAUCGAUUCAUAAAAAUGCCGUAUUUUGUUAUUGUCAGCGGUCUCCCGAAAACAGUAAAGAAGCAGAAAAUGGUGCAUUUUCUGGGACAAUUCGUUUUCAAACGGCCGCCAGUAAAAUUCUGGAUAGAAUCGCUCAGUACAGCUCCGGAUUCGUCCAAUCAGAUGUUGAUUCGCUUUGAAUCACGCGACGCUGCAGAGAAGGCUGUAGCGACCCUUCAGGAUUAUCCUUUCCAACAUACAGACCAACAGAUAUACUUACUAAAGUGCUUCAUGAAAGAUGAUCAAGCCAUACCUCAGGAAAACAAUGAUUAUGAGGAGAAGCAGCAAUGGCCGGUGGAACACCAGAGGGCAUAUUCUCCGGUGAGAUCCCGAAGUCCUCAUAUUAAUGAGGAGCUCUCCAAAAUUGAGUUGGAGAUAGAACUGACAAACAGAAAACGAAUGCUUGUUGAGGCGGAACAGAAACUUAUUAUGGAACAAAAACGUUUGGAAAUGCUGCAAAAUGCCGGGCCAAGCACGGACAUUUCAGAGGAGAGCGAGGUCGCGGCCAAAAAACCUAAAAAACCUAAAAAACAACCGUCUCAAAAAAAAGAGCGUAAGCGACCCCAAGAUCAAAACAACAAAGCUGGCGAAAAUCGAGGCUGUAAAUUGUACUGGCCUUGCCGAAUAAUCGGGAAAGAGAUGAAUAACAUCAUUAGAAUUCAUAUAGAUCAAGAGACACGACCGCUAUUUAAUGCCAUGUUGCGCAUGAAUAUAAAACAACGCAUAUUGCAUGUUUUAAACGGCAUGGUAAUAUUUAACACGAAAAGAAUUGUAGCUAUGUACAGAGAAGCUUAUCCUAUAUUCUCAGACGAAAGGUUCGUUUUAACUCUUAAAGCUAUGAUAAGGAAUGGCCAGAUUCCCAUAGAGCUUCAGCAAGAAUCUAAACAACUAGGCCAGCAAGAAACAGACUCUACUAAUUCUGACAUGACUAGCUCCCAAGUCAGCAGCAGUAACGUCGACCCUCUAGACCUGCCUAUUCACGAGCUGAGCCAUGAUUUAGACGAUUGGACAGAAGACUGCGAUGUUAAAUAAAUAAGAAUAAGCAGAGGGACGCGCACUAAUAUAGUUUUUAUUAUUAUAUUUAAGACCUUUAUUAAAAAGGCAAUAUUUUAGCAUAUUUUACAAUUAAGUUCAACUUAAAUAUCUUAAUAUAUACUGUAACAUAUUUGUAAU